This is a messenger RNA of Trichomonas vaginalis G3, 435 nucleotides long. RefSeq names its product protein of unknown function, DUF4106 family. The record is from RefSeq and is a predicted model, not a curated record. The transcript has a single exon. NCBI's taxonomy places the organism in Eukaryota, Parabasalia, Trichomonadida, Trichomonadidae. Bases 1 to 435 code for a protein of 144 amino acids.
AUGGAAAGAAAACCAGAAUGGCUACAAAAACAUAUAUUUGGAAACGAGCUUAUUCCAUAUGGACAAGCUCUGUUUGAAGAGCUUGAACCGGAAACUCAGGAAAGAGUCAUGCAAACAAUACGCGAAGACUCAAAUACAAACUAUGACAAAAUCUUUCUAGGAUAUAGGUUACCUGAGAUGGGCGACCAGAGCCCAAAGGCAAAAAGGACAUGGGAAAUUUACAACAUACUAGGUGAACAUGAGGCAAAGAUGCAACAACUUGAAGCAGAGGGCAAGUUACCAAAAGCGACACCAAAGAAGAAGAGAAGAGUAGAACAAAGUGAAAGUAGUGAAGAACAAAGUGAAAGUAGUGGCAAUGAAGGAAAAAGAAGAGUUAAAAACUCAGUCAGGAAGAAAGUAAAGCUUGGUCCACGUGGGUUCUAUUAUGACACAUAA